Molecule: messenger RNA, 4356 nt
Organism: Clonostachys solani
Lineage: Eukaryota; Fungi; Ascomycota; Sordariomycetes; Hypocreales; Bionectriaceae
Source: the annotation of a GenBank genome assembly
AUGUCGACUUGCGAGCUGGGAGCGGACGAUAAGUUCGGUCCCCGGGUGAUUGGUUGCAGAGAUGACUUUGAUUUUACUCUACUCUUUGAGCAAGCUAUACUUUCGACUCCCUUAACCGCCAUUGCCACACUGGUGUGCAUCCAUCGCAUCGCACUCCUCUAUAAGCAGAGCGUCAAAACCAAGUCAGCCUCAUCAGGCUCAAAUAAGCCAAUUCUCAAGCAAAUCCCCCUCGCUUGUUUUAUUAUUACACAGCUUGUGCUUGUAGCGCUUUGGUCGUCGUCCAGUAAUGCGACUAGAAUUUCCGUUGCGGCCUCAGCAUUGUCCAUGACAGCAGGCUUGGCUCUGGCGACUCUCUCAUUCAUCCAUCACAGCAGGGCCGUUCGACCAUCUGGGAUUCUGAACGCUUAUCUAGCUUUCUCCACCUUGUUCGAUAUUGCUCAAGCUCGGACACUCUGGCUCAGACAUGAUCGUGCGCUGGCUGCUGUUUUUACAAUGGGACUCGUAUGCAAGGCCUUGGCCCUCUUUGCAGAGAUGAGAGAGAAAAGGAAGAUACUCAGAGAACCCUAUGCAAAUUAUCCGCCAGAGGCUUUGGGCGGCGUUAUAAAUAGAAGCGUGUUCUGGUGGAUCAACUCUCUCCUGCUCAAAGGUCGGUCGUCAAGUCUUCAACUAGAGGAUCUGUAUGAACUCGACCAGGAACUGAGUUUCGACCACCUGCACGCCAAAUUCCGGCAGUCAUGGUACUCCAGCGUCAGAAGGAAUCCUUCAACCAAAGCCCUAAUCGAGACUGUAUUCCGGUGCUUCUGGAAACAGAUCUCUUACAUUGUCUUCUACCGGCUGUGCCUCAUCGCCUUCAACUUUUGCCAACCUCUCUUGAUCCACAGGGCUCUUUCGCUCUUGCUUGAGCCCGAAGACAGCCCCAGCAGAAAGAAUGUUGGGUAUGCGCUGAUCGGCGCCACUUUGCUCAUCUAUAUCGGCAUCGCGGUGACCACGGGCCUUUUCAAACAUAAUCUGUAUCGACUUAUCAUAAUGCUGAGGGGCAGUCUUAUCGGGCUGAUUUAUGAAACGACUCUUCGUAUCGACUCUCACGCUGCCAAGGAUUCUGCCGCAAUCACGCUCAUGAGCACCGAUAUUGAUUGUAUGGCGACUGGUGUGGAAGAGAUGGAUGCAGUCUGGGCUUCUCCUAUCGAAAUUGCCAUUUCCAUCUACCUUCUUUACCAACAGGUCGGUCUGGCUGCUAUCACUCCAGUAGUCAUUGCAAUAGUUGUUGUCCUCAUAUCCGUCGCCAUUCGGAAGAUUUCUACAACGUCACAAAAGUCGUGGUUGGAAGCUACACAACGAAGAGUAGCCAUAACAUCCAUGGUUCUCUCAAACAUCAAGCCCAUCAAAAUGAUGGGAUUGACAGACAAUGUAGGCAAACUGCUACAAAAUCUACGCGUCAGCGAGAUCAAAGUAGCAAGCAAGUUCCGAACUAUUCUCACUGUUUCUCUCCUGAUUGCUACCGCGUCCUUGGCUCUCAUCCCAUUCUUCACCCUCACCACCUACGUAUUGAUGAUGCGAGCCAAGAACGAUAUAAAUUUGAGCCCUGUGGUGGCAUUCACGACAUUGUCCCUUGUCAGUCUUCUGGCCACUCCGAUCAGAUAUUUUGUCAAGGGAAUCCCCAAAGUUGCUGCUGCUCUUGGGUGCCUUCAACGGAUUCAAAAAUAUCUUUUGAUGUCUCAGAUAAUUCCUGAGAUAGAGUCUGGCGACCAGAGUGUGUUGGAUAGCCAUACAGACAAGAUAGAACUUCAAGGGCUGGCUGUCUCAAGGGGAAGAAGCGCGAACGGGGUGCCUCUCCUCUCUAUCGACAAGGCGGAUUUCAUAUUGCCGGCAACAACUACCCCAAUUCUCCGCAAUAUCACUCUUUCCAUCACAUCCGGCACGUGGACUGUUUUGGCAGGGCCUAUCGGUUGCGGAAAGAGUCUUCUUCUUUUGGCAAUUAUAAACGAACUCCGGCAUAUUAGAGGAACUGUCUCCCGUUCGCCUUCUCUAGAGAUUGGCUAUUGUUCUCAAGAUCCAUGGCUACCCAACUUGACUAUCAAGAAACUCAUUGUUGCGCACUCACCAUGGGACGAAGAUCUCUACUCGUCGGUUCUCGAUGUGUGCUUACUGCGUCGCGACUUACAAGAGCUACCUCAAGGAGAUCAGCAGGUGAUUGGUAGCAAAGGACUCAGUCUAAGUGGUGGGCAGAAGCAAAGACUGAGCCUUGCAAGAGCACUGUAUUCUCGCAAACAACUUCUGGUUCUUGACGACAUCCUGGGAGGCCUCGACCCAAAAACCGAGCAAAGCCUUGUGAAUAAUGUGUUUGGCAAUGGGGGCUUCCUUCGUAAGCAUUCAAUGACUGCUUUGCUGGCCACACAUUCAAUUCGCCAUGUUCGCCGAGCGGACCAUGUGAUAAUCAUGGCCCAAGGAGGGUCCAUUAUUGAGCAAGGCGCGCCCAGUGAGAUCAACGCUAUCGAACAUUCUGCAGAUGACGAUAUCAUCAGCCCUGGAGGUCUCGGCAGUAAAACAUCUUCCCUCAUAGAAGAGCCGAUUACACUCCAGAUCCAGCAUGAACCCCAAGGAGAGCCGGUGAAUCGUGAUAUGGAAUCCGAACUUUCUCGUCGGACCGGCGACUUCCGAUUAUAUCUCUACUACUUCAAGGCCAUAGGUUGGGCUACCUCAUCCAUUGCACUUGGAAGUGUUGUCUUAAUGGCUGUAUUUAUAAAGUUGACCACACUUUGGGUCCAAUGGUGGUCUGAAUCGGAACAAACCAAUCCAGGAAAGCAGACAAACAUGUAUAUUGGAGUAUGGGGUCUGAUUUGCGCCCUGGCUAUUAUAUCAACGGCAAUGGGACUUGUCAGCCUUCUGCACUACGCAAUGCCGCAUACAUCCAUCGGUUUGCAUCAGAGGCUCGUCGAUACGGUGAUGAGAGCGCCUUACUGGUUCCUUGUCUCUACAGACACUGGGAACCUGGUGAAUCGUUUCAGCCAGGACAUGUCCCUCAUCUGCCUGCAGCUACCAUUUGCCUUGGAAGAUACCAUCUUGAAUUUCAGUUUCUGUGUCCUGGGUCUGAUUCUCAUCACACUGGCAUCUAAAUGGUCGAUGACCAUAUACCCGCCGCUCAUCGUGGUUCUCUACUUCCUACAGAGAUUUUACCUCAUGACAUCUCGACAAUUACGUCUUUUAGAUUUGGAAGCAAAAUCGCCUCUCUACUCAGACUUCAUCCAGACCCUGCAGGGAGUGGUCACGAUCAGGGCAUUCGGCUGGCAGCAUGCGUCCAGCGCAAAGAGCGCAACCCUUCUUGAUAAAUCGCAAAGGCCAUUCUACCUCAUGUACAGUAUCCAGAGAUGGCUGAAUCUCGUCCUGGAUUUACUUGUCGCGGCAGUCGCCACUAUGAUCGUGGCUCUCGCAACUCAACUCAAUGACUCGUCGGCCGGAGCGCUCGGUGUCGCUCUGUUAAACAUUCUUAGGUUCAGCUCGGAUCUUGUCGAGCUGAUUCAGACUUGGACAGAACUAGAGACUUCUUUGGGCGCGAUAUCGCGCAUACGGGCCUUUGAAAACGAGAGCCCCUCGGAACGCUUGCCAGGGGAAAGAACUGAUCCCCCUGCACAGUGGCCAUUCCAAGGGAUGAUCCAGAUCGAAAACCUGUCGUCAAGCUAUAUGCCGGAUUCUGAGCCCAUCCUAAAGAAUAUCUGCUUGGACAUCGAGCCGGGAAGCAAGGUUGGUGUAUGCGGGCGAACAGGAAGUGGCAAGAGCACAUUUCUUCUGUCGAUGCUGAGGAUGGCAGAGCUCCAGAGCGGAGACAUCCUGAUUGAUGGCAUAUCAGUAAAAUCUAUGCCACGCAAUGUAGCGCGCCGUCGCAUCAUCACAAUGCCUCAAGAGGCACUCUUCCUCCCAGGUUCCGUCCGCUCGAACGUCGACCCACUGAACGAACACCCCGAUGAGGCGAUCUUUUCUGCAUUGAAUGAGGUGGGAAUACUCGACAUCAUCCUCGCGCGGGGAGGCUUGAGCGCCAAUAUGGAGGCCAUGGCUCUGUCCCAUGGGCAACAGCAACUCUUCUGUCUCACUCGUGUCAUUCUCAGCUCGUCCAAGGUUGUGCUUCUCGACGAGAUUACGUCCAGCGUCGACGCAAUUACCGAAGCCAAGAUGAUGGAAGUAGUGGAGAGGACAUUCCACGAUAGAACUGUCGUUGCCAUCGCCCACCACCUGCAUACAAUCCGAAAUUUCGAUAAGAUUAUUGUGCUAGACAAAGGAUGCGUGGUGGAGGCAGGCUCACCUAAAGAACUAUUGGGAAACCCGCUCAGUGUUUUCCGGGAGCUCUGGGAACGAAACCAUUAG